CCGGCAUGAAGGCGGCCCAGGCCCCCGGCGAGGAGGCGCCGCCAGGCGUGCAGUCCGCCAAGGUGGUCCUGGUGGGCGACGGUGGCUGCGGGAAGACGUCGUUGCUGAUGGUCUUCGCGGAAGGGGACUUCCCCGAGAACUACACCCCCACAGUGUUUGAGCGGUACAAUGUCAACCUACAAAUAAAGGGCAAACCCGUGCACCUCCAAAUCUGGGACACGGCAGUGGUACCCGGAGGUGAGUCAUUUCUGCAAGGAGGCACCCAUCGUGGUCGUGGGCUGCAAGACAGACCUGCGCAAGGACAAGUCACUGGUGAAAAAGCUACGGAAAAAUGGGUUGGAGCCGGUGACCUACAACAGGGGCCAGGAGAUGGCAAGGUCUGUGGGUGCAGUGGCCUAUCUGGAGUGCUCAGCCCGUCUGCACGACAACGUCCAGACCGUCUUCCAGGAAGCGGCCAAGGUGGCUCUCAGCAGCCGCAGGCGCAACUUCUGGAGGCGGAUUACGAGGAACUUUUGUGUGGUGACCUGACCUACCCCCGGCCGCCCAGCCUACUUCCACUGCCGCCUGGGCUCACAGACACCCGCCAAGCAGUGAGGGGAGGAUCUGGGCACUGACCUUCUGCCAGCUGGGCUGGGCUGGACCCAGCUACCUGUGGUCAGGGACCGCUGAACGGCACCCCAAACCGAUGGGCACCACCGAGGCUGGCCCGGGCCUGGGAUCCCUGGAGUGCAGCAAAAUCUUCUGAGGUUUGAGCAAGAAGUUCCCAGGCCCAACAGCCCUAUGGAGGUCUAGUCCUCAAGUCUCUGGAACCUUUAACAGACUCCCUGGACCGCACGUCCCAGAGAGGCUGCGUGAAGCCUGGCGCCACCUGCUGGCUGUUCCUGGAGCCUCCCUGGACUGAGCAUCUUCGAACCAUCCUUACCAAAAUCCGCACCCUGCUCCUUCCGCCUACACCCUACCCGCCCCGUGGUAACUGUACAACUAAAGUGGCAUCCCAUGUCAGGUUUUCCCAUGCCUUUUGUUUCAUAGAGAAUAACAGCCUGCCCCAUGCAGGCUCUGGAGUGGGGCUGCUUGGAUCCAAACUCAGCUUUAUCACUUCCAGGACAUUGGGCAAGUUACCUGAACUUUCUGGGCCUCAGUGUUCUUGUCUGUGAAAUGGGACCAGUCACAGGUUAUAUCAUAAAGCUAGAGGAUUGUGAGGAUCAAUGCAUGCCAAGAGUGCCUGGCACACAGUAAGCACUCAUGAAAGUUUCACAAACACUACGUUUAUUUAUUUCUCUGCUUAUAUCUCUAUCUGUUUUAUCAUCUCAUACUUAAUAUCCAUAACACUGCUCAGAGAUAGGAGGCAACAGGGCAGAACUCAUUCCUCCCAUUUAUCAGAUGAGAAGACUGAGGCACCCCACCCUCCCCACCAGCAUGAAGCCUCUCUCUUCAUCCAAUCUCUCAUUAAAACUCUCAGCCCCCUUGGCCUGCAUCCUCCUGUCCCACCUGCCUUCCAAAACUUCACACAGUGUCCCACAGGCCUCUCAGGCUGCUGUGAUGGAACUCCUCAUCUCCAGGGAAGUGCCUUAUCUUUUCUGGUAACUUCCUCAACCUCCCCUCCCCGCAGGCUGAUUAGGACCCCUCCUGUGUGCUACCUGUGGACCUGUGCUUUGGAUCCACUAGGCUCUGAGGCUGCAAACUGCAGGUUCCCUGUGUCGUAUUCCUAGCUCAUGUCAUAGCGUCGGCACAUUAGAAAGCUCCUUAAACACCAGGCUACUGGAGGAAUAAAUGACUAAGCCCCUGGUCCUCUCAGGGAAGGGGCCUGGUCAGCACCCGGGUCUCCUGAUAUCCUGUUCAGCAUGUCACCUCCAUUUACAGGACACAGUGACCAGCCUGGCUCUGCUCCGUGCAGUUUAUCUCCAGUUCAUGUACACUCCUCCAUGCCCAACACCAUGCUUGGUACCUGACCAGCAUUUUGUCACUUCAGCCUCACAGCAACCGGAUAGGAUGAGCACGGUUGUCCCCAGUUGCCAGACUGAGGCUUAAAGGGUGUAAUUGGCCUGACAUCAGUGAUGGAACAUGGCAGGGCUGAGAUUCGAACCCAGAUCUGCUGCUGACCCUAGACCUGGAACACCGUAAUGCAAAAGGCCAAGCUACUAGGGGCUAAACCAGGGGCUGGGGAUGAAGAAAUGACGGAGACAAGGACCCUGACUUGAAGGAAGUCGAGGUCCAGGGCAAGCAGACAGAUGUACAAAUAAGUCAGCGUGAAGAGCAUUAUUGCAAAAUCCUACCCGGGGCUCCGGGAGCACGCGUCUUGGGAAAUUAGAGAAGGGGGAUGUUUGAGCUGGGCUUGACUUAUUAGGCUUGGGAAGGCAGGAAGGGGAGAAUAGGGAAGAACAUUCCAGGCAUCCAAUGCGCUUGGAGGAGGAUCAGUCAGGCCAGGAAAAACUGCUUCCCACUCCUGAGCAGCUUAUACUUAAAACCCUACGUGGGACCUGCAGUCUGUUGUGAGGUGCCGUCAGGUUGGUUCCGACUCAUAGCAACCCCACGUACAACAGAACAAAACACUGCCCUCUACCAAGCAUGAGGUCCUUCUCCAGGGACUGGUUCCUCCUGAUAACGUGUCCAAAGUAUGUGAGACAUGGUCUUGCUAUCCUUGCUUCUAAGGAGCACUCUGGUUGUACUUCUUCCAAGACAGAUUUGUUCGUUC
This is a messenger RNA of Loxodonta africana (African savanna elephant), 2692 nucleotides long. It is a transcript of the gene RHOD, whose product is annotated as ras homolog family member D. The coding region runs from base 6 to 614 and encodes 202 amino acids. NCBI's taxonomy places the organism in Eukaryota, Metazoa, Chordata, Mammalia, Proboscidea, Elephantidae. Gene Ontology annotation, molecular function: GTP binding; GTPase activity; protein kinase binding. Gene Ontology annotation, biological process: small GTPase-mediated signal transduction. The record is from RefSeq and is a predicted model, not a curated record. The transcript has 4 exons. Gene Ontology annotation, cellular component: cytosol.